AUGCUAGCCUCAGCCGGAGAUGAUGAACCGGACCCGGUCGUGGGACAAGAUCUGCCAACCGAAGCCGCCACUCCAAGAGUGCUGACUAUAAUCUCUCAUGUGAUGGAGAAGCUCGUGGCACGAAACGAAUGGUUGGCUAAGCAAACUAAAGGAUUCGGGAAGAGUUUGGAUGCGUUUCACGGCGUGAGAGCACCGAGCAUAAGUAUAGCCAAGUACCUUGAGAGGAUAUAUAAGUACACAAAAUGUAGCCCGUCGUGUUUCGUGGUCGGGUAUGUGUACAUAGACCGGCUAGCUCAUAAGCAUCCUGGUUCUUUGGUUGUCUCCAUGAAUGUUCAUAGACUCCUCGUCACUUGUGUCAUGAUUGCUUCCAAGAUGCUAGACGACGUGCACUACAACAACGAAUUCUACGCUCGGGUUGGUGGCGUGAGCAAUGCUGACUUGAACAAAAUGGAGUUGGAGCUUCUCUUCCUCCUUGACUUUAGAGUUACAGUGAGUUCUAGAGUUUUUGAGAGCUAUUGCUUUCACCUUGAUAAAGAGAUGCUAUUAUUACACGGUGACGUUUCUUCGCUUCAAGAUAAUCAACCAAUGCAAGAGAGCCUAUCUGUUGCAUCCACUUUAUCUUCUUUAUAUGUUUAA
Molecule: messenger RNA, 636 nt
Organism: Microthlaspi erraticum
Lineage: Eukaryota; Viridiplantae; Streptophyta; Magnoliopsida; Brassicales; Brassicaceae
Source: the annotation of a GenBank genome assembly